Molecule: messenger RNA, 2583 nt
Organism: Plasmodium knowlesi strain H
Lineage: Eukaryota; Apicomplexa; Aconoidasida; Haemosporida; Plasmodiidae
Product: conserved protein, unknown function
Exons: 2
Coding region: 1-2583 (860 amino acids)
Source: RefSeq, a predicted model, not a curated record
AUGAAGAGCAAAGCGCUCGUCCUGUGCUCCCAAAGGAGGUUCUUUAGCUUGUACAACUUUUUCAUAUGUGUGAGGAAGGGUGGGGAGGCCACGCUGAUAAAAGAUAUCAAGCAACGCUAUGUGAGGGAAGUAAUAAAAUAUCAAGCGCAGAAAAAGGACACUACGGAAGAAAAAAAUGAAAAAAGCAAAAAAGAGAAACAUUUAGUUCGAUUAGGCAAAUGCAAUGGGGGGGUGCAAAUUAAAUGCUCCCCAUCGCUUAUUUAUUUGUUAUCAUUAAAAUGUGGUUAUGUCGAAAGCAUAUGGCUCAACGUUUCGAAGAAUGCAUCCUGCAAUUCUUUGAUCACCCUGCAGGAUAUUAUCAGAAGGAUCCCUUGGGAUUCCUACAUUUCUCCAGACCAUUUGGAGGAUAUCCCCUUGAAAAUCACAUCGCGAAAGUCGAAGCUCUUUGACGUUGCCGACAUUGGACGUGCUGUACGUGGGAAAUUAAAUGAGUUCGUUAGGUCAUACAGAGGAGGGAGUAACAUCACAGGAGAGCGGUAUCCUUCCCCCGAUGCAUGUCUACUAACCCCUCUCUUGGAAGAUCCCCCUCCGGAUGAACAGAAAUACGAAACGAAUGUGGAAAACCAAAAAGAAAGAACAAAAAAAAACACAUGGAAUUUAUUAGCUGUUCAUAUUGAAAAUAACCUAUGCAAUGUGGACAUAAAAUUUACGGGCAAAUUGUCUCCUCGAUUUUAUCAGUACUGUCAUGUGGAUGAUCAGCUAGCUAAUGUUGCCAAUUACAACAAAUGCGACGAAUUGAAUUUCAAUUCUCUCUUCAAUAAGGAUUUGAAUAUCGGUGAUGAUCAAAUUAAGAGUAUCGUCAAGGAUAAUGUCCCAUUUUGGUCCAUCUUUGAAGAAAAAAAAAAAAUUCAACUAAGUGAUGAAAAUACUCCCUCUGGGGAGGAGAGUCACCACUACUAUAAAUACAACUAUUUUGGGUAUUCCCGGAAGAGGGACUCAUCAGACCAUCUCACCAGUGCCAAGGAGGUGGCACCACGGGGGGAGAAGUGUCACAUUAACAGUUACCCAAAUGAAAACAAUCAUAGCCCCAAUGUGAGUGAACCUUCCAAUGAGAAAGAGCUUGUAAGCGGGUUUGAAAUUGCACUAUCUGCGGGGAAAAAAUACGCUCAUGAGGAAACAUACACGGACGAGUAUACCCAUGACAAGGUAACGCGCAACAUUGAGAAAGGCAAAAGGGAAAAUCAGAACAAUUGCACUGAAACAAGCCGAACCAGCGCACUUGGCAUAUCACACACGGACAACGAACGUGUGCUAAACUACCUGCGCGACAUGGAAAUAAAAAGGAUGAAUCAUCACAAUAACAAUUUCUUUUUAAGUGACGACUGCUACGACACAGCUAGCUGUAUAUAUUCGCUAGCUUUGCAAAAAUGUCUAAAAAAUCAGAAGCACGUAAAACUCAUUUGGGAUCCGUUCUGCUCCAAUGGCAACAUCAUCUUCGAGUUGUUGUUUUAUUUUCUUCGCAUUCCAAUUUAUAGCGACCAUCAAAUUUUACCCUUUAUGAAUUUGAAAAUAUAUGACCAGGAAGAAUUUCUACGCAUAUAUCGAUACGUUUUGGACAACACAGCUGAUGCACAGAACCACCAGGUGCAGUUACUUGGUACCGACAGUCGGAGCAUUAUGAUUGCCCAGUGUAAAAAGAACCUAGUUAGGUGCGCAUUGUAUUAUAAAAACAUUUUUGAGAAAGUGCAGAAAAAUAAAAAGUGUGCCUAUCGGGGUAGUUCUACCGUCGGAGCAGAUCCCUCCCCUUCUUCAUGUGGAAGUUACUUGAGUAGAGACUCAUUUUUAGAUGGCGCGCUGGGGGACCAUGUGAUGAGUGAACAUGAUGGGGAGCAGGAAGAAGAGAUGGACGUGACGGGUGAGAGUUGUGCAGCUCCCUUUGAUGAAAUGGAAGAGCGCAGUUACUUGCGAGAUAUGGAUGCGCUCCGCAGGUUGCAGGAGACUCCAAGGGGAGGAUUGCCCCGAAGUGGUAUUCAGACGGAAAUCGUCCCACUAGAAGAAGCAUCAUCAAAAGUACCAACAGAAACAACAGCAACCACCACAACAAGGGGAGCAGUCGAAUCCGUAAUAACCGCCCCCGACUUGCACACCAUGUCCGUAUCCACAGCGGAGGAUCUCAAGUACAACUUAGACUUCCCCUUGGAUAUAUCCUUUCACAAGGCCCACUUUUUCAACGUUGCCCCUUUUGUAAAGGACGCCAUAAUUAUAACAAAAAUUCCCCACUUCACUUUUGUAAAGGAACUCGGAGUCAACAAAAAAACUUUCACCCUGUACGAACAGUUCGAGCAAAUGCUAAGCUCAAGAAGUGAUUGGAAGGGAGUAUACGUCCUGAUCAGAAAUGAGGUUUUUUUAAAAAAAUCGAAAUUGGAGUGGAACAAAAUGCUACACUUAAGGGACUCCAAAGGUAGGCACUUAACCUUACUCAGUUGGACGGGGCGAAAAAAGAAUUUAUAUUCCUUUGCAACAGAGGAUGACAAACUGAGGGAGCUAGAAAGGUUUAGUGAAAGUCUCACCUUUGAGGCGUAG